GUAGAUUUAGUUGUGUGAUCUUUUAUAUGCUCAGUAUUUUAAACAGCACAUAUCUGUACACGACAGAGGCCGUGCGGUGAGCAAGCGCAGCUGAUAAGAGUAAACACUCAAGUGUAGAGAUUGAGCUCGAUGUGUGUGUGAUUCUGCGGGAGGAAAGUUGGCUGUCAAGAACCAGCGAAUGUGCACCGGGGAAUAUGGUGUUUUCAUGUGAACAGUGGUUCAAUGCUUUUUUCCUCUUCCUGGUAAGAUUAGCGGAAGCCAGCGGUAGUGUAGCGUUUUCUCUCUCCAUCCGCAGCAGCCGGUUGUGACAGACAGCGAUUCGCUUCCCGGUGUAUCUCAAUAACGGACAAACAUCUCAUCAUCUCCUCCACGGCUUUGGACUAUUUGUUACCGAGCAGGUCGAUCAGCGAUUUCUGAAGAUGACUGGCAAGUCAGUCAAAGACAUUGACCGCUAUCAGGCGGUUCUCACAUCCCUUCUCACGUCAGAGGAAAACAAGUUUUGCGCGGAUUGUUACGCCAAAGGUCCCAGAUGGGCGUCCUGGAAUCUUGGAAUCUUCAUUUGUAUCCGCUGUGCUGGAAUCCACCGGAAUCUUGGUGUUCACAUCUCACGAGUGAAAUCCGUAAACCUGGAUCAGUGGACUCAAGAGCAGAUACAGUCUGUUCAGGAAAUGGGCAAUGCCAAAGCUCGGAGACUAUAUGAGGCCUUUUUACCAGAGUGCUUCCAACGGCCAGAGACGGACCAAGCGGCUGAGAUUUUUAUCCGUGACAAAUAUGAUAAGAAAAAAUAUAUGGAUAAAUGCAUUGACAUCCAGUCAUUCAGGAAAGAAAAGAGUGAAACCGUAACAAAAGAGGCUCCCGUUGUUUUUGAAAAGAUGAAGCUGAAAAAGGACGAGCCACAACAGUUCAAAAACACUCCAAAGAAACAGUCACAGUCUGUCAAUGACUUACUAGGACUAGAUGCCCCAGCACCUCAAGCUCCAGUGACCAAUGGCAAACCAAGUACUGAAAUUAGUCCUGCCCUCGACCUCUUCAGUUCUCUGCCUGCAGCUGUCAGCAGCUCAAACUCUGCCAGGAGCACGCCUAGCUCAGGGUCCAUGCCCACUGGACGGGUAGCAGCAUCAGUGCCCGAAAACCUCAGUCUGUUCCUUGAUCCUCCAACCAAAAGUGACGACGGUGGAAAGAAGUUAUCCAAGGACUCAAUCUUGUCCCUGUACAGCAGUACAGCGCCAAAAACAAACAUGGCUGCUCAUGCUGGCAUGUACAUGGGAGCAACCCAGAUGGGCUACGUUCCUGCUGCAGGAUAUGGCCAAUACCAGGCCCUGGGUGCCCAGCAGGGCAUGAUGGGACCUAUGAUGGCUCCACAUAUGAACAUAGUGGGACAGGCAGGUGUCAUGCCGCAACCCGGAGUGGCAGCUGCUCCUCCGUACAUGGCAGGGGUGCAGGGCGGUGUAAUGGGAAUGCAGAACGGCAUGAUGGGAAACAUGACAGCAAUUCCUCAGCAGGCAUAUGGAGCACAGCAGGCCCAACAGCUGCAGUGGAACAUCAGCCAGAUGACUCAACACAUGGCAGGAAUGAAUUUCUACGGUGCCAAUAACGUGAUGGGAUACGGGCAGUCCAUGGGCGGUACAGCUGCGCCUGGGUCAAAUCCAAUGCUUGGGUCACACGUGUGGAAGUGAUGACAUCAUAACCAAACAAACAAAAAAAAAAAAAGAGUGAAAGUGGGACAGCCUGUUUGAAUUGGGUGGGCUCAUUUGGCUCUGUGACUGACUGACAGCAGAAGGGGAACAGAUUGUAGGAGCAAACACACUGGGGAGUCCAAUAGAUGAUCGCAGCUGAAGCAAAGUCUCUACCUCCCUCAUUUUCAGAGCCACAAUCUCAUGCUUGCCUUCAAACAGUCACACACUCAGAGAGAGUGAAUAGAGGUUUUAUUCGCAAGGUAUUGUGCGUUUGCUGCGAGUGCACUCUUCAGAUGAAUGUUUCUUUGCUG
Molecule: messenger RNA, 1987 nt
Organism: Danio aesculapii
Lineage: Eukaryota; Metazoa; Chordata; Actinopteri; Cypriniformes; Danionidae
Gene: smap2
Product: small ArfGAP2
Exons: 10
Coding region: 420-1676 (418 amino acids)
Biological process (GO): regulation of clathrin-dependent endocytosis
Molecular function (GO): GTPase activator activity
Source: RefSeq, a predicted model, not a curated record